Frieseomelitta varia is the source of this 844-nucleotide messenger RNA. Its product is annotated as chymotrypsin-2-like. The transcript has 5 exons. The coding region runs from base 34 to 786 and encodes 250 amino acids. NCBI's taxonomy places the organism in Eukaryota, Metazoa, Arthropoda, Insecta, Hymenoptera, Apidae. The record is from RefSeq and is a predicted model, not a curated record. Gene Ontology annotation, biological process: proteolysis. Gene Ontology annotation, molecular function: serine-type endopeptidase activity.
UUUUCGUUACCGCAAGAAACGACGUGCUUCAAAAUGUUCUUGUUUCUUUAUAUAUUCACCGUUAUUGCAAUUCUUAAAGCAACAGCGGCAAGUAUAAAUGAAGUUCCAAAAAUCGUCGGUGGUUCUGUAGCAGAAGAUGGGCAAUAUCCCUAUCAAGCUUCACUUCGUUAUAAAAAUCGUCAUUUUUGCGGAGGAUCCGUAUUGAACGAUAGAUGGAUACUAACAGCUGCUCAUUGUUUAUCAAAUUUCGAUAAUUCAGACAUUGCCGUCGUAUUGGGUUCCAAUACUUUAAAUAAAGGUGGCGAUGUAUAUCAAUCUAAACAAAUAAUCAGCCAUCCAAAGUAUAGUUCUGCAUUGAUAAGAAACGAUAUUGGGCUAAUCAAAGUGGACAAGGACAUCGUUUUCGGAGAUAAAGUGAAACCUGUCGCGUUGCCUAGUGAAAAUUUCAGCAAAAUAGAUUAUCCUGCUGUAUUGUCUGGUUGGGGUACCACUAGCUAUCCUGGACAAACGCCGAACAAGCUGUAUCAUAUACAGCUGAGUGUAAUCGAUCAAAAACAAUGUUUAAACGCCAGCUUUCGUGUCACCAACGACAAUAUCUGCACACUUAACAAGAGGGGUGAAGGCGCUUGUCACGGUGAUUCUGGUGGUCCCUUGGUUGCUGAUAACGAACAGAUCGGUAUAGUAUCCUGGGGCAUACCGUGUGCAAGAGGUCGACCAGAUGUCUUUACCCGUGUCUACAGUUAUAUUGAUUGGAUCAAAGAUCACACAGAAAAUAAAAGUAGAUAGGGAGAUGAUUGACUUACAAUUAUAUGAAUAUUACAUAGUGGAUUAUAUAUAAAAUAAA